AUGGCCAUGUCCAUCCAGCUCAUCGAAUCCACUUCUCUCAUUCAAUGUCAAGAGAACUCCAACCUGUCGGUGACCAUGUUCAACGUCCUGUUUACGCCCUCGAACCACACCCUCACCUUCGGAUUCGAUGGCUACUCCUCAAUAUCAGGCAACAUCACACUUGACGUGGAACUGAUGGUAUACGGGUAUUCGGCAAUGAAGGAGAGUCUGGAUCCAUGCAAGUUGCGUAUGGCUGGGCUCUGUCCGAUGAACGCUGGCGCCAUACACCUCCUAGGUGCGAACAUCCAGGUCUCUGAAGACGUCACCAAACGCAUUCCUGAAAUCGCGUAUUCGAUUCCAGACCUGGACGCUCUCGUGCGAUUUCACGUGAAUUCCACACAGACACACCAGAGCGUUGGCUGCGCCGAAGCAUACCUCUCAACGGGGAAGACGGUCUACCAAGUGGGCGUGGCAUGGACACUGGCUAUCAUCACGGGGCUGGGGUUCCUGACCUCAGCUGCCACCUCUUUGCUGGGUUAUACAAAUGCAGCAGCCCAUAUGGCGUGGAGCUCGCUCUCCUUUCUAGCAUUUAUGCAAAGCCAGGCAAUGCUCGGGAUGUCCUCCGUGCACAUGCCCCCGAUUGCCCAGUCGUGGACACAGAAUUUCCAAUGGAGCAUGGGAAUUAUUCACCGUCGGUUCCUGGGGAAGAUAUGCAGUUGGUAUCAGCGAGCAACUGGGGGUACUCCGUCAGAUGUUCUGUCGCGCCUGUCUACGGUCUCCGUGAUUGCCCAAAAACGCUCCUUGGAACCUGUUACAGAAACUGUCUGGAAAAGAGCAAUGGUGGACAUCCCUAAUACCAGUCAAGUUGUCGUCCGAGGGAUAGAGAGGGUCGGUUUUCGCGCCUCGAUUGAGUCCACAAACAUCUUCCUCACCGGGUAUAUUGUCUACUUUUCCCUCGUAGCCUUGAUCAUACUCAGUGUUGUCUUGCUCAGGCUCGCCUCAAAGCUGCUGGCGAAGAGCAGAUACCCCUGUUUCUGUUCAACAGCUGACUGGAAGUCUCUAAACCGAGGGAUCCUCUUUCGCUUGGUAUUGAUGGGAUACCCUCAGAUGUGCGUUUUCUGUCCAUGGGAGUGGACACGCAGGGACUCGGCUUCUGAGGUGGCGCUUGCAUCGACCAUGUGGCUCUCCAUGACGUUCCUGCUCGCCUGGGCUGCCUGGAAGAUCAUUCUCCAAGCACGGAAAUCGAUUUCGAUACACGACAGCCCGACUUGUAUCCUCUACUCCGACCCGGCAUUUCUGAACAGAUGGGGGUUUCUCUACGUGCAUUUCCGAGCAUCGGCCUAUUACUUCCUGGUACCGUUGCUGCUCUAUUAUCUUAUCAAGGGCAUGAUUAUUGGUCUGGUUCAGUCUGCGCCAAUUGUUCAGAUCAGCAUGCUGUUGGUCGUCGAGGCCAUAAUGCUGCUGGGGAUAUCGAUCAUCAGACCCUAUAUGGAUAAGGGCACCAACGCGUACUGCAUCUCGAUUGCGAUGAUCAAUUUCAUAAAUGCGGUUUUUAUGCUUAUAUUUGCGGGUGUGUUCAAACAGCCUGGGCUGAUGACUGCAAUCAUGGGGGUGGCCUUUUUCGCCUACAACGCGAUUUUCUGCCUCGUCCUGUCGAUUCUCAUCUUAACCCAGACAUUUGACGCCAUGACAUCGAAUAACCCGGACACCAGAUACCAGCCUAUCGCAGAUGACCGCGCCUCCUUUUUCCCGGGGGAAAGGAAAAAUAUAUCGACAGAAUUGGCGGCCUUGGGUGCGGUUGCGAGAGGCGACCACGAAGAAAAUGAAGAUCUGCUGGUUCACAAUGGGGAUAAUACUCGGACUCAUGAAGAGGCUAAUGGAAGCGUCUCCUCGGGUCAUAGCAGUGAACGACUUGAUGUGCUUCCUCCCCUGCACUCAUUCUCCCCGUUUCAGUCCUCGGUUGCCUUGUCGGUGCCUUUGAUUCCAGCCGCGCAUCAGCCGAAGGACUAG
Molecule: messenger RNA, 1989 nt
Organism: Penicilliopsis zonata CBS 506.65
Lineage: Eukaryota; Fungi; Ascomycota; Eurotiomycetes; Eurotiales; Aspergillaceae
Exons: 2
Coding region: 1-1989 (662 amino acids)
Biological process (GO): transmembrane transport; fungal-type cell wall biogenesis
Source: RefSeq, a predicted model, not a curated record